GUAACCAAAUGGGAAAGGGGAAGGAGCCCAAGUCAUUCUGAGCUUCCCCUACAGCCUUUAAAUGCCUAUUAUUUAUUUAUUUAUUUAUUAUUAUUACUCUUUGUUUCCGGUUCCGCUCCUUCUCGUCGUCUGAUUCUCAUAAUUUCAAUUGAAGAGGGGGGAAGGAAGGAGAAGCUGAGCAAAAUUCAGUCAUUCUUUCAAAAACCCAGAAUUCCAAGAUGAAUAGAGAAAAAGCCCUAGUCCACUUUUCCCUUCCUCUAUCCUCUUUCUAGAGCGACCCGAGCAAAACCCUAAUUUUCCCUCUGUUUGUCUGCUUCGCCAUCCUCUGGGUCUCUUUCUCACCGCCAUUGGAGCUUCGAGAUCUUUGUUCCUCUGUUUCUUUUCUUUCCUAUAUAUUAUAUAGCUUUGUAUUCAUUUUUAUUUUCUGGUUCAGAUUUUAUUACUUUUUUGUUUUUUCUUUUUUUUUUCGUGUGGGUUUUUUGGGAAAUGGAAGGUAAUGCGGGGCCUCCUGCUCCUCGAACAGUUGAAGAGGUUUACAGGGAUUUCAGAGGCAGACGCGCUGGGAUGAUCAAGGCUCUUACUACUGAAGUGGACAAGUUCUAUCAGCAAUGUGAUCCUGAGAAGGAGAAUUUGUGUCUGUAUGGAUUUCCAAAUGAAACUUGGGAAGUUAACCUUCCUGCUGAGGAGGUACCUCCUGAACUUCCUGAGCCAGCAUUGGGGAUAAAUUUUGCUAGGGAUGGGAUGCAAGAGAAGGAUUGGUUAUCCCUAGUUGCAGUUCACAGUGAUGCAUGGUUGCUUGCUGUUGCAUUCUAUUUUGGAGCACGCUUUGGAUUUGACAAGAAUGAUAGGAAGAGGCUCUUCCAAAUGAUGAAUGACCUGCCAACGAUAUUUGAAGUUGUGACCGGGGUUGCCAAGAAGCAACCAAGAGAAAAAUCGGCUGCCACCCCCAACAGCAGUAGCAAAAAUAAAUCUGUUGGGAAGAUGCAACCCCGGCAAUCUGAAUCACAGUCAAAAGUUUCGAAGAUGCCUCCAGCCCCAAAAGAUGAGGAUGAAAGCGGUGAAGAAGAGGAUGAUGAACAAGGGGCUACACUCUGUGGAGCCUGUGGGGACAACUAUGCCAAUGAUGAAUUCUGGAUCUGCUGUGACGUGUGCGAGAGAUGGUUUCAUGGAAAAUGUGUGAAGAUCACUCCUGCAAGGGCUGAACAUAUCAAGCAAUAUAAGUGCCCAGCUUGCAGCAACAAGAGGGCAAGAGCCUAAAAUGUAGGACUCAAACAUUUAGGAACAUCAAUGAUCAAACAAGACAAGAAUACGUCCAAAAGUUUGGGGGAUGGUAUCAAAGUGGAAGCAAGUCAAAUGACUAAUAGAAUUAAUGAAUUGACCAGUGGGUCGUAAGCCGUUGGGAUUUCAGUUUUGAGACCUAGUUUUCUUUCAUGUUUGGGUCCAAUAUUCUUGGGAAGCAUGUUGGUGUUUGUUAAGUGUCAACAGCAACUAGAUUUAAUAUCGUUAUAGGUGCUUUCAGUAAUCAGUACUUUUCUUGGCAUUCUCUCCUAAAUCCUAAUACAUAUUUCCCAUUUCCCUAGUACUAGUUUGUUUGUCUAAGCAUUCUGAUUUUACAGGUAUUAAACCAAAAGUUGCUCAUUAGAUGGGUUGUUAGUUCA
Messenger RNA from Nelumbo nucifera (sacred lotus), 1658 nucleotides. RefSeq names its product PHD finger protein Alfin1. Gene Ontology annotation, molecular function: histone binding; transcription cis-regulatory region binding; transcription coregulator activity. NCBI's taxonomy places the organism in Eukaryota, Viridiplantae, Streptophyta, Magnoliopsida, Proteales, Nelumbonaceae. Gene Ontology annotation, cellular component: nucleus. Gene Ontology annotation, biological process: regulation of DNA-templated transcription. The record is from RefSeq and is a predicted model, not a curated record.